This is a messenger RNA of Misgurnus anguillicaudatus (oriental weatherfish), 3515 nucleotides long. The record is from RefSeq and is a predicted model, not a curated record. NCBI's taxonomy places the organism in Eukaryota, Metazoa, Chordata, Actinopteri, Cypriniformes, Cobitidae.
AACUAAGAAUAUAGUCAACUUUAUAAUUGUUAAUGCUCGAAAAAUAAUACGUCUUGAUGACUGCAGCCUACAAAUGCGACCUCCGGAGGCUGCAGCCUUCGGAUUGAGCAACGGCCAUUCGGAUUGGGCGAUUAUAAAAAUUCAAGGAUUACACUUGAAAAAGACCGCCAUUUGACAAAAUUGUGGUUUACUUUAUGUAAACGUGAGUGUUUAAACUAUAAGGAAAGUUAACAACGAGUUUUUAUAAUGAGAAAACAGUACAUUUAUGGUUUUACGUCAAAUACCGUAGUUAAAUUACUGUAGUAAAACCUACGGUUAUUUUUUUAUAUAGGAAUGUGUGAGUAUGCAAUUUUAUUUUUGACAAUUUGUAUUACUGUUUACUGUUUUUCUUGGACAUAAUAGACUGUGAUUAAUUAAGAAAUAAUGUCCGAGUCAUGCAGUCCAUCCUCGUCCAGUGUCAGAUUGUGAGAGUCAUCAUCAGACUCAUCAUCCUCAGCAGUGACAGUGACAGGAGAGGUGAGGCAGACCACGUGACGGGGGGUAUCAGGACAGAUUAGUGAAUAGAUGCUCGUGGACCUGUAAUGGCUCUGCUCCGACAGUCCAUGCAGGCAGAACACUUUGAUGGGCUAUCUCUCCUCUACUGGACAAUAAUGGGGCCACAUGGCAUCAAUCGAGCUGUGGAAAGACUAGAUUUCACAGACUGUAAAAAAGGACUUGGUGUGAAGAUUAUUGGGGGCUACAGGGAACAGAGUGGUGAAGAGUUUGGUAUUUUCAUUAAACGGGUUUUACCAGGUGGCGUGGCGGCACAGGACGGGCGUCUUAAAGCGGGGGACCUUAUUUUAGAUGUCAACAACAUAAAUUUAGGGGGUGUUACAACUGACAGGGCAGUGGAGAUUCUUCGCAUGGCAUCUGCUGCAAAUCACAUGUCUUUACUGAUCGUUCGUGAUGAAGCUUCAAGGAGGGAAUUCGCUGAACUCAUGGAAAAAUACGGUUCGGGCAGCAGUGCUAGUUCUGGAUCAGACCGGACAUCUCCCACUUCUAUUUCCACAGGUAAGCUGACCGACACGGCUUCCUCUUCUUCAUCUUCAAGAUCAACCAGUCCUCUGCUUCUGAGCCCUAAAGACCCGAAUCCAGUGUACACCACCGCCGGCAUUGCCUCUUCUCCUCCACAAGUCUGCACAGACUGCAUGAUUCAGUUAAUAUGUGUUGCCAAAGAGAAAGGAUUAGGCUUGGUCAUCAGGGGCGGAGCUAACCGUGCGGAGGGUCCAAUGGUGUUCAUUCAGGAAAUAAUGCAAGGAGGCGACUGCCAAAAAGAUGGGAGAUUGAAGGCUGGAGACCAGAUUAUAUCCAUCAAUAAAGAGUCACUUGUAGGAGUAACACACGAAGAAGCCAAAACCAUACUCCUUCGUACAAAACUCAGACCGGACCCUACAAUAGAGAUAGCAUUUAUCAGACGAAGGUCUUCUUCAGGCUCCAGCAGUGGACCUCACAGUCCCAUCUCCCUUCAGCCUCCCCCCAGCACCGGCCCACAGCUCAGGCCCGCUGGACUGGGGGGAGCGACUCUUCAUGGAGGCCUCGUUCCUAAAAUAGCCAACACACCCAACUCUGAAAGUGAGACACUGCCUUCUGUAGAACUUACUAAGGUACGAACCAUAUUAGGAAAGCCUGAGCUAACCCCUGUGUCCUCACCUGAGAGUGCCUACACCACAGUGGCCAACUCUGAUACAUGCAUAACAGCUGCCUGUAAGCCCAUCAAUACUUCAAGACCCGCAGAACCUUUGGUUUCCAGUCCCAGCAUCAAGCCUGGGAAGACACAGCAGGCACUGGAGGUCCUGGGAUUGAAACCUACUGUGUGUCAGGUUCACACUCCAAGAGAAAGACUUUUAUUGAGCCCAGGACAGACAGUGGCCUAUGGAGAUUUUGACAGUGUGGCACAGGAACUCUUUAAACUACCGCCUAAGUCUAACUCAGAAAAAGAAGUAGCGAGAUUGACAUCAGAUGAUCUCAUUGAUUCUCUAUCAAACCCUACGCCAUCAUUAUCAGACUGCGAUGAUCUGGAUGAUAUAGAGAGAUUAAGAAAAGAUCACAUAGAGGCCUUGACUGAGAUCAAGAGACUACAGGAUAAGCUGGCAGAAUCCCAGAGCCUUAAUCGAAACAUGCAACAGGAACUAACAAAAGUUAAACAGGAUGCAAAAUCUGCAGUGGAUGAGUGCCGAUCCCUUCGGACCCGGAUCCAUCUGGCAGAGGAUGCUCAAAAACAGGCCCGGGGCAUGGAGAUGGACUAUGAAGAGGUUAUCCACCUGCUGGAAGCUGAGAUUGCCGAAAUGAAGUGUCAGAGAGCGGAGCAUCCUGGCCAGUGCAAGGAGGAGCUACAAGACCUGAUAAAGAGGAUUGCCAUACUCGAAUGUCGACUACGAAAGAGCGAAACCGCAAAGAAGAGUUUCGAGGUCCCUAUGGGGAAACUUCUACAAUUUGUGGAGGCUGUCCAAGACUUCCUCUCUGAAAAUCAAAGUUGUCCAAAAGGCUAUAGUUCUCCAAGUGAUUCUCAGUCUAUGGCUUCUAGAGGAGGAAGAAAAGCAGUUUUGACAGCGUCUGCUCUUGCAUUGGAAGCUAAAGAAUUAAGUCAUGCUGUCAAAGCCGUUCUAGAGCUGGACUGUAUGUGAUGCCUGCAGGUGCAUUGUGUGCUCCUCUAAGAAACCAAACAUCUUAAUUGCCAUUUUCCUCAUGAACCAUGAGCAUUCUGGUUAUCUGUCCCGUAACCCACAGUGAAUUAGGGCGCAGUCACAUUAUACUUAACCCUACCGAACCGUACCCAAGUACGAUUGUCCCCCUUCCGCACUCCCCCUCUGAUCUGCACUCGCACUACACUUUAUGAUCCAACUCGACUAUGCUUACAUAAUUUAAAAGAUACGACUACUUUGAACAAAACUGAAAGAUAUGUGUGAUAAAGUACCAAAACCCAACAACCAAAAUAAAAACGUACCAGAAACCACCUCUGCAAGCAUACAAGGGUACGCUAAAGGGGCGGUCACACUUGACUUUGAGCAUGCAAAUAUUACACUCUAAAAAUGGCUCAGUUACUGGGAUUUUCAUGCACAACCAUUUCUAGGGUUUACAAACAAUGGUGUGAAAAGGGAAAAACAUCCAGUAUGCGGUAGUCCUGUGGGCGAAAAUGCCUUGUUGAUGCUAGAGGUCAGAGGAGAAUGGGCCGACUGAUUCAAGGUGAUAGAAGAGCAACUUUGACUGAAAUAACCACUUGUUACAACCGAGGUAUGCAGCAAAGCAUUUGUGAAGCCACAACACGCACAACCUUGAGGCGGAUGGGCUACAACAGCAGAAGACCCCAUCGGGUACCACUCAACUCCACUACAAAUAGGAAAAAGAGGCUACAAUUUGCACAAGCUCACCAAAAUUGGACAGUUAAAGACUGAAAAAUGUUGCCUGGUCUGAUGAGUCUCGAUUUCUGUUGAGACAUUCAGAUGGUAGAGUCAGAAUUUGGCGUAAAUACAAUGAGA